Messenger RNA from Marchantia polymorpha subsp. ruderalis, 2204 nucleotides. NCBI's taxonomy places the organism in Eukaryota, Viridiplantae, Streptophyta, Marchantiopsida, Marchantiales, Marchantiaceae. The record is from the annotation of a GenBank genome assembly.
CUGGAUCACUCCCCUGCUACACGGCUGCUGCAGCCCUCGGGCGGGCGGACUGCAGCACAAAUCGCGAUUUCACAGCUCGAUCAAAGUGGCUGCUUACACCUGUUAUGGAUCGUGUAGAACUUGGCACACCUUCUCCAUUACAGAGGUUAUAGUCGAAGGAGAACCUUACGGGCUUUCAAUUCCAACCAGCUAAAGUCCUAUAUGAGCGAUCAGAACUCGUUCAUCUGCAGACCGGUACGCUGAGACAGCUCGAGGCAAGCAAAACGUCACGUACAUCGGAAGCUGAUCGAUCGAAGGGAGACUGGAGGCGCAUGCGAAAUUUUGCUUGAGUGUUCGUCUGCAGCUACCGGUUUCCAGGGUGUGGAGAGUACUCAGACAUGGCGACCAAAUGUGCGUAUCGAAAAUUGCCCUACAUCAUGAUGCGAGGGGGCACAUCGAGGGGCGCCUUCUUCCUCAAAGACCACCUCCCCUCACUCAAAGAUAAUCCGAGUGGACUGCGCGGAGUGCUUCUCAACGUAAUGGGUACGAUCCAAUCCUCCGACACGAAAUUUCAUCUAAAUAAGCCAGGAGACGAGCCAAAACUCCGCAACCUUGUGGACAGCAAACAGACUAAUGGAAUUGGGGGUGGGACUUCCAUAACCAGCAAAGUCGCCAUCUUAUCACGAUCUGAUAAAGAGAACGUCGAUAUCGACUACCUGUUUGCACAAGUCAGUCCUGACGAUGCCUGGGUGGACUUUGAGCCGUCCUGCGGUAACAUCUUCUCGGCAGUAGGACAAGCUGCAAUUGAGAUGGGCCUUGUGAAGAUCGACGCAACGAAUACCAAAAAGACCAGCGACGAUCGGUACACCACAGAAGUAAGGAUUCGUGCUGUCAAUAAUAACAGUCUGGUGACGGCAGUGAUAGAGACCGAUCUGGGUAGCGGCGAGGUCAUCUACGAGGGGUCAACAUCUAUUGCCGGAGUUAAAGGACCUGCAGCACAAGUGGUGCUGAACUUUACGAAUAUUGUGGGCACUAAAAGUGGAGGGAAGCUGCUUCCCACCGGGAAGGUCCGGAAUGUAUACAAUGGAGUAGAGGUCACGUGUAUUGACGUCGCCAUGCCCAUGGUGAUCGCCAAAGCCAGUAGUUUCGGGAAGACCGGGUGUGAGAGCAAGGCGGACCUUGAUAAUGAUAAAGAGUUUUUCCAGAAGCUUGAGGCCGUCAGACAGCUUGCCGGAAAGGACAUGGGAUUGGGAGAUGUGACAGGUCGUGUGAUACCGAAAUUCGCCAUCGUUGCUGCUCCCAGAGAUGGUAAUUCAGAAGAUGAUAAAAGAAAUUUGACCGCUCGUUACUUCGUGCCUGCCAAUACGCAUUCAGCAAUGGCUGUGACAGGAGCCAUAUGUGUAGCUUCGUGCAGCGUUUUGUACGGUUCCGUGGCACAUGACUUGGCAACGCGGACGGUGGCGAAGGAGUAUGACGAACCGAGGACGGAGAGGGAGUAUUCGAGGAAGGACUAUAAGGUUGUAUUGGAGCACCCUUCCGGGACGAUCAUACUCAAUGUAAAUAGCACGUGUACCAAACCAGAAAAAAAGCAGGACAGUGAAGUUGAACACAGCCAUGAGAAGGCCUGUGAAGUUCAAAUGAAUGUACUGAGCGCAGGCGUUGUUAGGACAGCUCGGCACAUUGCUACUGGUUUCCUUCGAGUCCCGGAAUACUGGUGGUCGACGGAGGAACAUCCUGAUACUCCGAAAGAAGGAUCGGAGAAUGGCAAGGAGAAGCUAGCCACAGUCGAUGAAAUUGCACUUCAGUUUAAGAAACUCUUUAGCCAAUCUGCUCGAUAAGUUCCCUCUUCUUUCUGAUCUCGCGAAGAUAGCACACGAAACCCAAUUCCACCUAGAACUGAAACUUUGUUCUGAAAGUCCUUGUAUUAAUUUUUGCCGUGGAGAGUCUGAUACUUAUUAUUACAGUGAUUCCCUGCUUAUAGGGAAUAAUAGUUAUCAAUAUCCUAGUUAUCUUCAAUCUUUCCUCCAAAAGCUGUACAAAAACAAAAUACCUCGGUGAUGUAACCAGUAUCAUUACUGCGAAUUUAUUUGUACCAGUAUUAUGCCUUCAGACUGGUGUUGUAUAGAUCAGCCUUCGAUGCCGGAGACCAAAGAAUUGAAACAGAGCAUUCUGAUAUGGAUGUGAAGAUUAUCAAGAUUAUUUACUUCAGUAAGUGGAAUCAGGUU